AUGGAGCGAGUUAGGUCUCUUAUGAACAAUAAAGAAAAUAUAAGAAAUAUUUCAGUCAUUUCUUAUGGAGAUAGUGGCAAAUCAACAUUUAUACAAAAUUUAAAAAAAUGCUACAACAAUAAUAGUAAUAGUAAUAAUAGUAAUAAUAAUAAUAAUAAUAAUUCAUAUUUAAUAAAUUUAAUUGAUACACCGUCACAUUAUGAUUUUCAAAUCGAAGCUUUACCAGCAUUUAGAAUCACCGAUGGUUUACUUAUUGUUAUUGAUUCAGUGGAAUAUAAUUAUAAUGGAUUGGAAUCUAUUCAAGCUAUUUUAUAUAGGGGUUUCUAUAGUGAAGUGUUAAGACCAGUAUUGUUUUUAAAUAAACUAGAUCGUUGUAUAUUAGAACUAAAAUUAGAUAGCGAAGAAAUAUAUCAGUCAUUUCAAAGAAAGUUUGAACUUUUAAAUAGAAAAUUGUUAUCAGUAUCGAUCGUUCAACAAAACAACAAAGAUUUUAUACUUUCACCAAAUAAAAAUAAUGUUGCUUUUGGUUCAGGUUUACAUGGUUGGGGUUUCAAUAUUGAUAAUAUAGCAAGGUUUUAUUCAGUAAAGUUUGGUAUUCCUCAAGAGAAAUUGGUGGAAAAGUUUUGGGGUGAAAACUACUAUGAUCCAAUAAACAAGGUGUGGGGUAAUUUAAAUUUUGUGGAAAUAAAGGAUGAAAAUGGUAAUUCAAAGAUAGAAAAAUUAAGAAGAGGAUUUUGUAAAUAUGUAAUGGAUCCAAUUUAUACAUUGUUGGAAAUGGUUAUGGCCGAUAAUGAACAGAGUUUAAAGGAAAUGCUUAGUUCAAUCAAGGUUGUGUUAAAAGAAGAGGAGCAGAAGCUUAAAGGAGUACGACUGUUUAAUACUGUAAUGGCAAAGUGGUUUCCUCUGGCCGAUAAUGUGUUGUCAAUGUGUGUUUCUAAACUGCCAUCACCAGUAGAGGCACAGAGAUAUAGAGUCGCUUAUCUUUAUGAAGGUCCGCUUGAUGAUGAAUGUGCAAAUGCUAUAAGAAACUGCGAUUCAAAUGGCCCAUUGAUGAUGUAUAUUUCAAAAAUGGUACCAAUUCCGAAUAACCAAAAUCGUUUUUAUGCUAUUGGCCGUAUAUUUUCAGGGGUUCUUUCUACAAACAAAAAAGUAAAUAUAAUGACAUCAGAUAGGAAAUCUCCAACCCAAUCUUUAAAAAAACCCGUUUCAGAUAUUGUUUUUAUAAAUAAUUUCAACAAAGGAAAUGAAUUGGAACUAAUCGAUGAUGUACCAUGUGGUAAUAUUGUCGGAUUAAUAGGUUUUGAUGGGUUUCUUUAUAAAUCAGGCACUAUUUCAUCCUCAGAUAUUGCAAAUUCUAUUAGAGAUAUCAAGCUAUCAAGUCCAGGAAUUGUUAAAGUUCCAGUACAACCUCAAAACCCGGGUGACUUACCAGUUUUAAUUGAAACAUUAAAGAAAAUAUCAAAAUCAAAUGAAGGGCUCCAAUUUUUUACACAAAAUACAGGUGAAAAUAUGCUUACUGCUUCAACCCUAGCUCAAAUAGAAUCGUCAUUGCAUGGCAUUGAAAAUAUUGUACAUUGUAAAGUAUCAAAGCCAUUGGUAUCAUAUAGAGAGUCGGUGUCAGAAGAAUCAUCGAUGGUUUGCAUGGCUAAAUCCCCAAAUAGACAUAAUCGAAUUUAUAUGAAAUGUGAACCACUUUCAUUCGAUUUGGAAAAUGCAAUUCAAAAUGGGUAUAUGUCAAAUGGUACAUCAGUAGAGGAGUUGAGGUCAAACUCAAAAUAUUUGGUAGAAAACCAUAAUUGGGAUAUUAUAGAUUCAAAGAAAAUUUGGUUUUUUGGUCCAACCUCGCUUCCUUUUGGUUUUGGUGAAAACUCAAAUUGUUUUGUAGACCAAACAAAAGGUGUACAAUAUGUUUCAGAAUAUAAAGACAGCAUGAAAAGUGCAUUCCAGUGGGCCGUUGGAGAAGGUGCGUUGUGUGAGGAACCUGUUAAUGGUGUUAGAUUCAACUUAGUUGAUGUUUCAUUUUUUGCAGAUGCAAUCCACAGAGGAGGAGGUCAAAUUAUACCAACCACAAGAAGAGUAAUAUAUGCAUCAAUGUUAACAGCUUCUCCCAUUUUAAUGGAGCCUUGGUAUUUAGUUGAAAUUAAUACAAUGGAAGAGCUAGUGGUUAGAGAUGUUAUAGAUCUACUCAACAACAGAAGGGCAAUGGUUAUCAAUCAAGAUAAAAGAAUGUUAUUAUCAUGUACUUUUAGCGCGUUUAUCUCAUACACCAUCAAAGCACACAUCCCAGUAUCAGAAUCAUUUGGAUUAAAAGAGUAUAUAUAUAAUGGAACAGGAGGUUCUGCCUAUUUGGAAUCUUGUAUUUUUGCUCAUUAUUCUUCUAUGGGUGCAGUUGGAUACGAUGAAAAUUCAGUUGCAACACAAAAAGUCAAGGAGAUAAGAGAAUCCAAAGGAAUGCCACUUACAAUCCCAAAAUUAGAUUCAUUUGUGGAUAAAUUAUAA
Dictyostelium purpureum is the source of this 2499-nucleotide messenger RNA. RefSeq lists its product as uncharacterized. The transcript has 3 exons. Gene Ontology annotation, molecular function: GTPase activity; ribosome binding; translation elongation factor activity. Gene Ontology annotation, cellular component: ribonucleoprotein complex; cytosol. NCBI's taxonomy places the organism in Eukaryota, Evosea, Eumycetozoa, Dictyosteliales, Dictyosteliaceae. The record is from RefSeq and is a predicted model, not a curated record. The coding region runs from base 1 to 2499 and encodes 832 amino acids. Gene Ontology annotation, biological process: translational elongation.